AUGUCUUCUCUCCUAGACCCCAGUGAUCCUAGCCAUAAGGAUCUUCAAUCUGGUCUCGCUUACUACCAGCAGAUUUUGGAAAAAAGGCUUCAACGAAAGGGAGAGAGGCCAAGGGACUACCAAUCCCGAGCACAGUGUAUCUACCUGUUGAAUAAGAUUGCUUUCGAGUGCAUGGUGCAUGAUACUCAUAGCGAUUAUUUUGUGGUGCUAAUGGCUAUGGAAAACCCAUAUCCCCCUUCUGUUGCUGCCAUGGGAGAGCUCAAGAAGCUCAUGAUCGAGGACCUGCAGAUCGAAACCAACCACCGCGGCUCCUAUAUUCUCCUCAGGUUCGCCUAUACCGCUUCACGACUCACUGAUGUCACGAAUGUCGCGGAAGACGAAGCCGGUUCCCCUAUUCUGUUUAUCCUCAUCAUGCAGGAGCGUGAAGCGGUCCGAAGAGCUGACACGAUUCUCAAGGAGAAUGGCGUUAUCAUCCUCAAGGAGCCUUUCUUAACGAGCGUUAAAGAGGGGGGAUAUUGCAUCAGAGUGGACCAUCCCACAGACAUUGUAUGGUUGGCCGAGGAUGACGCCCGGAUUCCGGAGAAGUGGAGGGUGAAGGCUGCCAAAAUGCCGAAAUCUGCUGAGCACUGGAAGAUGAAGGGAAAUGAGAUGUUUGGUGAGGCGAGCUACUAUGAGGCCAUCGAUAUGUACUCGAAAGCUCUUCGAUCGAAUCCGUCAUCAGAAGAAAAGGACAUGCUGCACAGAAACCGGGCUCUGGCAUUCCUUCGAAUCGAAGCUUACGAUGCUGCGAUGGACGAGAUCUCGUGUCUGGCAAAAGUCGACGAUAAGGGGCUACAUCGAUGGGCACUUGCUCUGUAUGGGCUCGGCAGGUUUGACGAAGCACUGAAGGUAUUACAGAGACUUGUCAGCACGUAUCCGGAUAGUGCCAUUGGAAAGCAAGAGCUCGCUCGAUGUCGCUUGCGCCUUGCGGAACAAGAGAGUGGAAUUUACGAUUUCCAAGCCCUCUACAAGGCAGCAAAACGACGCCCGCCACGAUUGGACAUUGCAACUUAUCGGGGUCCGGUCGAGGUACGGGCAUCGGCCGGUCGAGGCAGAGGGUUAUAUACCACAAAGCCAGUGCAGGCAGGCGAUCUACUACUCUGCGAGAAGGCUUUCGCCUACUCUUACGCCAUGAGCCAAGAGGACAUCGCCAAACAAUCUUCCAUGGAUUUGGAGACGAGAAGGCGGGAGGUGUGCUAUUUGUUCCAUGUACCCAUGGAGAAGAUUACUGUCGGCACACACCCACAUAUCAUCAACAAAAUCUCGACUCAGCUUAUUCUGAACCCCUCGCUGAAACCCGCUUUCGAGGAUCUCUAUCACGGCGACUACCAAAGCAACACGACUCCACCGAGCGAUGGUAGUACGGUGGUCGACACAUUCUUGGUGGCAAGGACAGUUUACUUCAAUGCUUUUCGCAGUCCUCUGACCUCGAGACAUAAGACCAGAAAUCCUGAGGAAUACUCGGAUCCAUCGCUAUGUACCUCGGGCCUCUGGAUUUUAGCAUCGUACAUCAAUCAUUCUUGCGAGCCUAAUUGCAGGCGUGCGUUUAUUGGAGAUGUGCAAAUUGUCCGAGCUGCGAGAGACAUGCCUGCCGAUACCGAGAUUACUCUCAGCUACAUCGAGACGGACGAUCCGGCGAAGAUGAACCAGAGACUGUUCGAUGGCUGGGGAUUCGACUGCACAUGUGCUAUGUGUGUUGAUGAUCGAGAGACGCCUGCUGCUGUCAAAAACCGAAGACAGAGACUGUUCGACAAAUUCAGCGCGACUACUGAUGUCAAGAAGAGGAAAAGCAUCAUUACCCUUCUCGACAAGACAUACCGGCAUCCGCCAGUCGUGGUCCCGAGAAUUCGCAUGUACCCUGUCCACUUGCUCAUGGCACUGGACGUCGUCAACCCGCGGCGGAGAGACGCCGGCGAAACAAUUGGGCGGAUUCUCGCCGCGUUUGAGAGCCUAGGCUUCAUUAUUGAAGGGGCCGUCCUUGUUCCCGGCGAAAGAAUCGUCGUGCGCCGAUGGGGCUUCGCUCAUGACAUGGUCACCAUAGGCUGGUUGGAACUUUGCUCUAUCUAUCAAGCACUGGGAGAAGAUGAGCUGGCUGAGCAAGCAAAGGAGCUCGCGCGGAUCACGACGGUGUUGCUCUUUGGGGAGGAUACGACGUUUAACUGGGCGAGGCUUGCUUCCUAG
Drepanopeziza brunnea f. sp. 'multigermtubi' MB_m1 is the source of this 2220-nucleotide messenger RNA. RefSeq lists its product as uncharacterized. NCBI's taxonomy places the organism in Eukaryota, Fungi, Ascomycota, Leotiomycetes, Helotiales, Drepanopezizaceae. Gene Ontology annotation, molecular function: protein binding. The record is from RefSeq and is a predicted model, not a curated record.